Cyclopterus lumpus (lumpfish) is the source of this 8345-nucleotide messenger RNA. It is a transcript of the gene cdh23, whose product is annotated as cadherin-related 23. Bases 185 to 6916 code for a protein of 2243 amino acids. Gene Ontology annotation, cellular component: catenin complex; cell-cell junction; plasma membrane. NCBI's taxonomy places the organism in Eukaryota, Metazoa, Chordata, Actinopteri, Perciformes, Cyclopteridae. The transcript has 43 exons. The record is from RefSeq and is a predicted model, not a curated record. Gene Ontology annotation, molecular function: calcium ion binding; cadherin binding. Gene Ontology annotation, biological process: homophilic cell-cell adhesion.
GUGAAUGAGAAACAAAAUAGGGAUUCUUUUACCCAUCUGUUUGUAGAAACCAUUGAUUAAAUAAAAAUGUGCAUGAAAUGUACUUUCUGCCCUGUGACUUCAUAGGAAUGAACACGCGACAGAGCUCAGAUAGCUGAGCAAUGGGCUCCCUGGUUACCAAACCCAACUUCUCUGUUCUCUCAUAAUGGUUCAAGCUACGGAUGCCGACCAGGGGGAGAACGGCCGAGUUCUGUACAGGAUCCUCACCGGGAACAGCAACAAUCUGUUCAGCAUAGACAAUCAGACUGGACUGGUGACCAGAGGCUUCAGGGCACUGGACAGAGAAACCAGCAGCUCCCAUGUGCUGGAAGUGGUGGCCUACAACAGUGAUGAGGGCAGCAUGAGGAGCUCCGUGAGGGUGAUCAUAUAUGUGGACGAUGCCAAUGACGAGAUGCCAGUGUUUACCCAGCAACAAUACAACCGUCUGGGCCUGAGGGAGACCGCUGGCAUUGGCACCUCCGUGAUUGUGGUGCGUGCCACAGACCCUGACACUGGUGAUGGUGGAGCUGUUGCUUACGCCCUCGUGUCCGGCUCGGACCGCAAGUUUGUUGUGGACGUGAGCACUGGCCUGGUCACCACUGUGGACUACCUGGACUACGAGACCAAGACCACCUAUUUGAUGAAUGUCUCGGCUACUGACCAGGCACCCCCGUUCCACCAAGGUUUCUGCACGGUCUAUGUCACGCUGCUCAAUGAGCUGGACGAGGCCGUGGCCUUCUUCUCCGCCGGUUACGAGGCUUUGCUUCGCGAGAACGUCGCCACAGGGACAGAGGUAGUCCAGGUGCAGGCCCAGUCAGCCGACAACUUGAAUCAGUUGACUUACCGCUUCGACCCUGACACGUCGCCUGCAGCUCUGGCCCUCUUCAAGAUAGACAGCAUCACGGGCCGCAUCACUGUGACAGGCCAGCUGGACAGAGAGAAGGGGGAUAUGUACACCUUGACUGUUGUAGCUGAUGAUGGAGGACCUAAAAAAGACUCCACCGUGAAGGUUUCAAUCACCAUUCUGGAUGAAAAUGACAACAGUCCAGAGUUUGACAUCACAUCAGAUACUUCAGUUGACGUCCUGGAGAACACACCCAUGGGGAAAAAAGUGGCAAUGGUGCUGGCAAGGGACAAAGAUGCUGGAUUAAACGGACUGAUCAAUUUCACUCUGGUAGCAGGCAACAUGGAGGAUGUGUUCAAGAUCAAGACAGUGAACCACACCUACGGGGAUGUUUUUGUCAAUGCUGCUCUGAACAGAGAGUCAGUAGACCGCUACCUACUGAAGGUGCGUGCCAUUGACAAUGGCUCACCUCCCAGAUACACAGACCACUCCCUCACCAUCAACAUCCUGGAUGUCAAUGACAACGCACCUGUUAUUGAAAGCCAGAGGGGCUACAACGUCAGCAUAAGUGAGAAUGUCGGAGGAGGUACGUCUGUCCUCCGCGUAAUAGCGACCGACGAAGACAUCGGUCCCAACGCCAUGCUGUUCUACUACAUCACUGCUGGAAACCAGGACCUGACCUUCCGCAUGGACCGCGUGACAGGAGAGAUGGUGACACGGCCCGCCCCUCCCGACCGAGAGCGCCAGCAGGAGUAUCAACUCACUGUCACUGUGGAAGAUGACGGCACACCGCCUCUGUCGACCUCAACCACCAUCUACGUUCACAUCGUGGAUGAGAACGACAACGCCCCAGAGUUUCCCGAGGAGGAGUAUGUCACGGUGUUGAGCGAGGGACCAGACACAGUGGGUGCCACCAUCGCCACAGUAACAGCCAUCGACCCAGAUGAGGGUCUAAACGGCACCCUGCGAUACGCCAUCACUCAAGGAAACCUGAUCCAGACCUUUCAUAUCAACAGCUUCACGGGGAGAAUUACAGCUGUGAAGGAGCUGGACUACGAGAUCAGCAAAGGAAACUAUGCGCUGGUCGUCACUGCUACGGACCAGAGUCCUCAGCCUGCUCUUCGCUUGACAUCCAGCACAACUGUGCUGGUAAAUGUCCUUGAUGUGAACGAUGUAACACCCACUUUUCCCAGAGCCUUUGAGGGACCCUUCGAAGUGACUGAGGGCCAGCCAGGACCUCGGGUCUGGACUCUCAGAGCCAGUGAUGAAGACUCUGGGCUUAACGGCAAAGUGGAGUACAGUAUCACCAGUGGAGAUCUCCAGAAUGAGUUCAUGGUUUCUCCAGUGGAGGGCGAGCUGCGGGUGAGGAAGGACGUCGAGCUGGACAGAGAAACAACAGGCUUCUACAACAUCACUGUCACAGCCAGAGACCUGGGCAGCCCAUCUCGCAACAGCUCGGUGGUGGUGGGGGUCAACGUCCGAGACAUCAACGACAACGACCCAGUCCUCCUGAACCUACCUUACAACACCAGCGUGAGUGAAGGCGCCAGCAUACACACCUCUGUGGCCAGGGUCCGAGCACGAGAUGCAGACAGCGGACGCAACGCCCUGCUAACGUACAACAUCACCGCCGGCAACCAGGACGGAGCCUUCUACAUCAACGACACGACAGGUGUGGUGCAGGUGAACAGACCGCUGGACAGAGAGCGAGUGGCUGAGUACACACUCACCAUCACCGUCAAAGACAACCCUGAGAACCCCCGCAUCGCUCGCAGGGAUUCAGACCUCUUAGUGAUCACCAUUCUGGAUGAGAACGACAACCGGCCGAUAUUCACCAGGACCAGCUACAGGGCAGAGAUCACAGAGAACUCUGAAGCAGGUGCUACUGUAACAGUGUUAAAUGGGCCUGUUCUGGCUGAGGAUAAAGACAUUGGACCCAAUGCUGUGGUGAAGUACCGCCUGCUGGGAGCCAGGGUGGACCUCUUUACUGUGGACGCCAAUUCUGGUGUGAUACGUGUGCGUCAGGGGGCGAAGUUGGACCGCGAGGCGUUUCAGGAGCCUCGGGUUGAGCUGUUCCUGGUUGGGGAGGACAUAGGAAGAUUAAACAGCAGUGUCCCUCUCACAGUUACCAUCCUGGACCAGAAUGACAACCCUCCUGUCUUCAGCCCUUCCAGCUUCAGCGUGCGACUCCCUGAGAACAGCCCCUCCGGUGUGGUGGUGACUCAGCUGUCCGCCACCGACGCUGACUCUGGCUCUAAUGGCUGGCUGAUGUAUCGGCUGGUUAGCGGCGCUCAGGACCGCUUCGUGGUCGACCCGCUCUCCGGCGCGGUCCUGGUGGGCAACACCACCCUUGAUAGAGAAGAGCGCGGGUCCUACCACCUGGUCGUCAUGGCGACUGAUCGUGGCACACCCCCCAUGUCGGGCACAGCCACCCUGACAGUCAUUCUGGAUGACGUCAACGACUCACGGCCCCGUUUUAUAGAGCCAGUCACCAUGAUAAAUGUCAACGAGUCCACCCCACCGGGUGUGGUGGUGGCCACGCUGACCGCCGAGGACCCUGAUCUGCAUCCCCGGCUGGAGUAUUACAUCAUCUCAGUGGAGGCAAAGGAUGAUGGGAACAACCCAGUGGAUGGGAUGCAGGAGUCCUUUGGCAUUGAUCUACACACAGGUGCCGUGUUUGUACACAACCCGCUCAACAGGGAGCUGGUCGCUACAUUUGAGAUCAUUGUGUCCGUCCAUGACAACGCCAGUGAAGUUAUUGACAAGUCAGGAAGUGUUCCCAACGCGAGACUAACCAUAAACGUGUUGGACGUAAAUGACAAUGCCCCUCGUUUCCGGCCCUUCGGAGUGUCCAACUUCACAGAGAAGAUUUUAGAAGGAGCUCGGCCAGGCACAACACUGCUAUCAGUAUCAGCUGUAGACCCCGAUAAGGGUCCCAACGGCCAGGUCAUCUACCAGCUGCUCCACCUGCCCCGGGGGGGAUACGUUAGAUUGGAGGACCCUUCCACUGGUAAGAUUGUAGCCAACCAGACGGUGGAUUUCGAGCAGGUGCAGUGGCUGAAUUUCACGAUUCGGGCGCAGGACCAUGGCUCUCCUCCCAGAAUAGCUGAGCUGCCAGUUUAUCUGCGGAUAGUGGACGUGAAUGACAACAACCCAGUCUUCCUACAACCCUCAUACCAGGAGCCCGUGUUCGAGAACGUGGACCUGGGCACCAUCAUAGUUCGUGUUAAGGCUACAGAUGCUGACUCUGGCCUCUUUGCUGUCAUUGAGUACAGCCUGGUGGACGGGGAGGGCAAGUUUGGCAUCAAACCAUCCACUGGAGAGAUCUACAUCCUUUCUCCUCUGGACAGGGAGACAAAGGAUCACUACACUUUAACCGCUGUUGCCCGUGACAACCCUGGUGGCAGCUCCAACAACAGACGAGAGAACUCUAUCCAGGUUCUGGUGACCGUCCUUGAUGUCAACGAUUAUCGACCCCGCUUUACGGAGCGAGUGUUCAGCACCAGCGUGUUUGAGAAUGAGCCCAGUGGAACGUCUGUGAUCACAGUGAAGGCCAACGACCUGGAUGAAGGAGAAAAUGGAGCGGUACUCUACAGAAUACUGGGACUCCAUUCGGAUGCGUUCUCCCUGGAUCCAAACACAGGGCUGGUGCGUUCUCGCCGCCUGCUUCAGUCCUCUGAAAAUUUCAACCUGACUGUGGUGGCUACAGACCAGGGGCGUCCUCCCCUGUGGAGCACUGCAGACCUGAUCAUUACAGUCAUAGAUGUCAAUGACAACAGGCCGCUGUUUGUCAGGCCCGCCAAUGGAACCAUCAUUCAUAUCUCUGAGGAGCAGCCCCCGGGCCUGCCGGUGUAUGAGGUGCACGCGACAGACUCCGACGAGGGGGUGAAUGGAGAGGUCCGCUAUGGCUUCCUGCAGACUGGAGCGGGCAACAGAGACUGGGAGAACUUUCACAUCGACGCCAUGUCCGGAGUCAUCACCACUACUGUGAAACUGGACCGAGAAAAACAGGCCCUCCACAGCCUAAUCAUCGUGGCCCGCGACAUGGGCCAGCCAGUGCCUUACGAGACCACACAGCCUCUGCAGGUGGCGUUGUUGGACAUUGACGACAAUGAACCCGUCUUCCUUAAACCACCGCGUGGCAGCUUGCCUUACCAGAGGAUGGCAGUGCCAGAGCACUCCCGACCCGGUACUGUGGUGGGGAAUGUAACCAGAGCGGUGGACGCGGACGAGGGCUCCAAUGCCAUUGUCUACUACUUCAUUGCAGGAGGAAACAGUGAUGGAAACUUCGGCUUGGGUCUAGAUGGAGAGCUGAAGUUGCUUAAGGAUCUGGACCGUGAGGAGAUCCCGGUCUACUCAAUUAUCAUCAAGGCUUCCAGCAACAGGAGCUGGACUCUUUCCAGGGGUCAGAAGGCAGCACGGGCCAAAGCCUUGGACCCUGCCAGUGACCCCAGCCUGCUGGAAGUCCGCAUUGUAUUGGAAGACAUCAAUGACCAGAAACCCCGCUUCACUAAGGCGGAGUACACUGCAGGAGUUGCAGCAAAUGCCAAAGUGGGCUCGGAGCUAAUCAAGGUCGUGGCUAUAGAUAACGACAUCGGCAACAACAGCUUGGUUCAAUACCAUAUUGUUACAAUCCGCUAUUUCCAGUCACAGAGCAAUGGCAGUGAGGACGUUGGCAGCAUCUUCAUCAUCGGUUUGACGGAUGGUAUCAUCCGAACAUAUGACCUCUUCACCGCCUACAGCCCUGGCUACUUCCAGCUUGAGAUUUUGGCUUGCGAUUUGGUUGGUCACAGUACAACAACCAACGUGAACAUCUACAUUCUCCGGGGUGACCAGAGGGUCAAGAUAGUCUUCAAUGAGAUCCCUGAUUUGGUCCGCGAAAACCAAGAAGAUUUCGUCAACCUGCUUUCCAACAUUACUGGAGCCAUUGUCAACUUAGAUGAUAUACAGUUCCACGUGGACAAGAAGGGCAGGGUCAGUUAUGGUCAGACAGACAUGCUCAUCCACGUGGUCAACAAUCAGAGCAACACCAUCCUUGAUGUUGCAAGGGUAAUUCAGAUGAUAGAUGAGAACAAGGAGCAGCUGAGGAACCUGUUCAGGAAAUACACCGUCGUGGAUGUUCAGCCUGCUGUCAGUGACAAACUGCCGGACGACAUCACCACACUACAGCUAGUCAUCAUUAUCCUGGCUGUGCUGCUGUGCUUGGCAGGAAUUCUGUUUGUCACAAUGAACUGGCAUUAUCACAGAGUACACCAGAGGAAGCUGAAAGCCAUUGUUGCAGGAUCAACAGGGAACCAGGGUCUAAUGGAUAUCCUCGACAUGCCCAACACUAACAAGUACUCUUUUGAGGGAGCUAAUCCAGUGUGGCUGGACCCAUUCUGUCGCAACCUGGAGCUCGCUGCUCAGGCUGACCACGAGGACGACCUGCCGGAGAACCUGAGUGAGAUAACUGACCUGUGGAACAGCCCUGCACGCACUCAUGGCACGUUUGGUCGAGAGCCUCAAGCGAAGCCUGAGGAUGAUCGUUACUUGAGGGCAGCCAUUCAGGAGUACGACAACAUUGCUAAACUGGGCCAGAUUAUGAGGGAAGGGCCUAUCAAGGGUUCCCUGCUCAAUGUGGUCCUGGACGACUACCUGAGGCUGAAAAAGCUCUUUGCAGCUCGACUCGUCACAGUGUCCACCAGUCAGGGAGAUCACUCGUCAGUCACUGAGCUGAUCCAGAGUGAUAAGGACGAUGAUGAGGACGAGCAUCUGGUCAUGGGCGGAGGUCGCGGCACACUGCGCUUUAAGCACAAGCUUCCUGUGGAGUUGAAGGGUCCCGAGGGUGUGCACGUAGUCCACGGCAGCACAGGUACCCUCCUGACCUCUGACCUCAACAGCCUGCCAGAGGACGACCAGCGGGCCCUCGCACGUUCUCUGGAGGCCCUGAACGCUGACGGGUGCCUCUAUUCUGAGCGCAACUCCCGCACUGAGUCGGCCAAGUCCACCCCGAUGCACCGCCACAAGAACGGGGACACCCUGUCGGAGAGUCCCCUGGAGAUCACAGAGUUAUGACUAGCCGAGGCCUCGCUGGUCUGAGCGUGAGCGCGGCAAAGGUUCAUUCAAAUGCCCGUAGGAAAUGGAACAUCUUAAGCAAGGCACGUUUCUUCAUCGACUUUCAUCUAAAGAGCUAAGUGGAGAAGAGAGACUAAGCCUCCCUGUGGGAGAAGCUUGUUGAACCAUCACCUCAUUCUCAGUAACCCUUUUGCAGUUGAACCUGGACUGCAUACUCACACAAAUACACACAUUCCAAAAAAAUUAAGCUUGAAACACUCAGACCAGUGGCUGGACAUCGAUGGGACAUUGAGAAAACAACCUAAUUCCGGUUUUCGUGCGCUGAAUUUUUUUCUUUUUGCAAUACAAUGCUAUCAGUGUUUGAGUGAGGAUAGGACAGUACAACUUUUCUCUUUCAGAUAUUAGGUACAUUUUAUUGUUGGGAAAUUAUAGAUGGACAUUUAAUGCAGACAAGAGCACUUCAAAUAUUUCCCCCCAGUGAUGCUCACAGUGGAGUUUCACCUAUCACCAAAAUCAAGAGGGGCCUUGACCAUUCUGCAAUCGUUUCAGUACUAGAGUAGUUUGAAAAAAGUAUUUUUUGGGGGAUCCAUGGGGAAAAAGACAAAACACUCAAGUCUGCUGGACGGCAGUGAAUGUUGACCCUGCACUUCAUCUUUAGCGUGGAGUCGGUCAUGUACAAGGAGACGCUUCACUAAUGACUGAAAGAUUCCAAAAUCGAUGAUGGUGAAAGGAGGAUCAAACAUUGUACAAGACUGGAGCCACGCAAAGACCACUAAAAAUACUUUGAAUUGUGGAUGAAUUUAAUAUAAAAAGGCAGUCAAAAGAAAACCAUGGCAAGGACUUAAAUAAUAAAAAAGUGAAUUAUCCGAUUUUAUAAACCUAAAGAUGGCAUUGCGCACAGACUUUACACUGCCACCCGAGGGACUUGAGUCAUGCUCAAAAUGAGCAAUGUUUGCUUUAUUUUAUAGAAAAUGUGAUGGAAUUAAAAUAUUUUUAAAGAAAAUUGCUGGCUUACCAAAUUAGGUAGGGAAUCAUUUUGGAUGUUUGGAGUGUGUAUAUUGUGCUAUGGUGGACAUGACGUUCUUGUUUCCUUUGACAACAGACGCUGUUUGAGUGGUGUUUAUGUAUAUAUAAAUAUCCAUUUUGUACAUUUUUCUUUCUUUGUCAUUGUCACCAUUCCUGAGAUCUGUGUUGGGUGAUCUGUGAUAAUAAAAUAAAUAUGCAACAGCCCGUGACCUCGGCCAGUGGAUCAUUGGAGAACCUAAUGCAACAGAAUUAAUAUUAAAUUCAUUGAGAUUGAUAACCUUAAUUAAUGACCGUCCUCUCAUUCAGGUUGAACAAAGGCUUGACUUCUAUUCAAGACAAACCUAAAUGUAGAUAUUGCACCUGUGCAUCUUUUUAUGUAGGACUUCCCUAAACUACCUGAGGC